GCCAUGCAUUCAUUUUUAAAUGCCAUUUUUUAAACUUAUGAUAAUGAUAAAUUAAUAUUUUGCUGUAUGGAUGAUUAUAAAUAUCUUUUCAAAAUAGUUUUGGUUGGUAAUGCUGGUGUUGGAAAGACUUGCAUAGUUAAACGCUUUACUCAGGGGAUUUUCCCGCUUGGUCAAGGCGCAACUAUAGGAGUGGAUUUUAUGAUAAAAACAGUUCAUAUUAAUGGAAUCAAAAUAAAGCUUCAAAUAUGGGACACCGCCGGUCAAGAAAGGUUUCGGUCAAUAACUCAGAGUUACUACAGGAGCGCUAACGCUAUAAUUUUAGUUUAUGAUGUAACUAACAAAUCCAGCUUCGAAGCUCUCACCAAUUGGCUCGCCGAGAUAAAAAAUUUCUCAACCCCCAACGUUUUUAUAGCUCUCGUAGGCAACAAAAACGAUCGAAUUCCCGAACGUCAGGUCACGCAAACCGAGGCCUCUGAGUUCGCUCAAGCACACUCUUUGCCAUUGCUCUCCGAAACAUCGGCCAAAGAUGGUACAGACGAUUUUCACGUUACCAAACUUUUUGACGACGUGGCUCGGCACCUGCUUUCCACCCAUCCAUCUCCCUCUCCCACAUUGGUCAAUCAGGCCGGUCUUUUAAUUCACGGGCCUAUCAAUCACAGAGCGUCUACCAUAUAUCAGUCUGCAGGUGACGAUGCCUUGAUAGACGUGUUUCAUAAACGAAACAUUCGUAACGAAAUUCUGUCGGACGCCUUUUCCCGCACCAAAAACAGUUGUUGUUGAGAAAGAAUCUAAUGCGCACCCCCCCCCC
This is a messenger RNA of Gordionus sp. m RMFG-2023, 808 nucleotides long. RefSeq names its product ras-related protein Rab-30-like. The record is from RefSeq and is a predicted model, not a curated record. Lineage: Eukaryota; Metazoa; Nematomorpha; Gordioida; Chordodea; Parachordodidae. Gene Ontology annotation, cellular component: trans-Golgi network; Golgi cisterna. Gene Ontology annotation, molecular function: GTP binding; GTPase activity. Gene Ontology annotation, biological process: vesicle-mediated transport. The transcript is spliced from 4 exons. The coding region runs from base 67 to 780 and encodes 237 amino acids.